Molecule: messenger RNA, 369 nt
Organism: Staurois parvus
Lineage: Eukaryota; Metazoa; Chordata; Amphibia; Anura; Ranidae
Source: the annotation of a GenBank genome assembly
AUGUUUGUAAGCAGUAAUGGCUUGCCUCCAAGCCCUAUACCUAGCCCUACAAGACGCUUUACAACCAGGAGGAGCCAGAGUCCCAUCAACUGCAUUCGUCCAAGUGUCCUUGGUCCUAUAAAAAGAAAAGUUGAAAUGGAAAUGGAUACCCAACCAAAGAGGCUGUUUCAAGGAACAACAAACAUGCUGUCCCCAGACGUGACUCACCUGUCAGAUUACAGUUGCCUUUCAUCAGACCUUGACAGCAGUAGCAGCCUUGGCUCCUCUUUGGACUCUGCGGCUAGAGAUGGCUGCGUUACUGACUCUCCAGCAGCCUGUUCCAAUUCCUGCUCUUCGUUCAUAUCUCUGGAUGAUCUAUCUCCAAAGUGA